UGCUGGCAAGGCUCCUCUCAACGGCUAGGCUAUUUAUAGCCUAAUUCCCACUUCACUCUGCUGCAACCUCUUUUUCAACUUUUCUUGUGUCUUUUCUUUCCCGAGAAAGUGCAGCCCAAAAUGUUGGCUCAGGAAAUUUCAAUUUCUUGCUUCUUUCUCUUCUCCGUCUUCUGCUUGUUCGUUUCGGGGCCUGUUUCGUCUUCCAACAGUGAUUUCUCUGCUUUGCUAUCGUUCAAGGAGUCCUUAUUACAGCCUUCUCAAGUGCUUUCCUCUUGGGUUAACUCCAGCAGCCCUUGCUUGGACUCCUGGAUUGGCGUCACCUGCAACCCCAGAACCCAGAGAGUUACCCGACUCGUCCUCGACAAUCUCAACCUCACUGCCUCUAUUCACCCACUCGCUCAACUAACUCAGCUCCGACUCCUUAGCCUCAAGAACAACCGUCUCUCCUCUUCUUCCAACCUCAACCUCUCUUCAUGGCCAAGCCUCAAGCACCUCUACCUCUCUUUCAACCGACUCUCUGGAAAAUUCCCUUCUGGGGUAUCAUGUCUCCGGCGUCUUCACCGCCUCGACCUCUCUCACAAUUACUUUUCUGGUGAUAUUCCGAUUGAUGAACUUGCUUGGUUACCGCACUUGCUGACAAUUCGACUUGAGGCCAACUCCUUCGCUGGGACUAUCGACUUUGUUAACCCAUUAUCUUCUUCCAUUUUAGAAUUUAAUGUAUCGAAUAACCAUCUCUCCGGCAAAAUUCCUGCAUGGCUAACCCGUUUCCCCGCUAGUUCGUUCUCUGGUAAUGAUCAUCUAUGCGGUGAACCGUUGAGGAGCGAAUGCUCUAAUCAAACUGUGCGGAGCCAGCCUGUACAAUCAGGCAGUUCUGUAACGGAGAAGAAAAGGAGUAAAUGGGUGGUGUUUAUGAUCGUGGGUAUCGACACGGCGGCGAUUGUGGCGGCGAUCGCAACCAUAACGUGCUGUUGUUAUUAUAGGAGAAUAAGAAAUAGUGGGAACCAUGGAGAAGUUAUCGAGAGGAAAGAUGGGUUACAUCCCCAAAUUGGAGGCUAUUACUACGGCGGCGCUGGUGGGCGCAGAGAGGGGGAGGAGAUGGUAGUGUUUGAAGGGUGCAAGAGUUUUAAUGGCGUGGAUGAUCUGUUGAAAUCCUCAGCUGAGUUGUUAGGGAAGGGUUCCAUUGGGGCCACUUACAAGGUAGAGAUGAACGGAGGAGAUGUGUUGGUGGUGAAGAGGGUAAAAGAAAGAAGGCGGAAGAGGGAGGUUUCUGGAUGGCUGAGAGUGAUAGGUGGGUUGAGGCAUGGUAACAUUGCAAGCCUGAGAGCAUAUUAUAAUUCCAAGGAUGAGAUGCUUUUGGUCUAUGACUAUCUACCAAAUGGAAGCCUACAAUCUCUCUUGCAUGGGAACAGAGGACCAGGGAGGACUCCAUUGGACUGGGCCACACGGCUAAAAAUAGCUUCAGGUUCUGCAAAAGGCCUUGCCUUCUUGCAUGGAUACAAUAAGGCAAAGCUCUUCCAUGGGAACCUCACAUCUUCGAAUAUCUUAGUUGAUCAGUUUGGCAAUGCCUGCAUUUCUGAGAUUUGCCUCCGCCAACUCUUGCACUCACCCUCUCCUUUAUCAAACAAUUCCUACAAAGCCCCUGAACUAAUGCCUAACAACAAUAACAGUGUCGGGCAUGGAAAUGGAAAGUUCACUCAGAAAUGUGAUGUUUAUAGCUUUGGGGUGAUUUUGCUAGAGAUUCUGACGGGGAAAAUGCCAAAUUGUGAGGGAGAAAAAAGUUUAGUGAGGUGGGUUCAGAGAGUUUGGCGAGAAGAGUGGACUUGGGAGGUGUUUGAUUUUGAGUUGUAUAGGUGCAAGGAGAUGGAAGAAGAAAUGAUGGCUCUUAUGCAAGUAGCUUUACUUUGCUUGGCUCCAUUGCCCAGAGACCGUCCAAAGAUGAGCAUGGUGCAUAGGAUGAUUGAAGAUAUUAGGACUAAGGGUGCAAGACAAGGUGGCAUUGGCAGCCCAAAUUCCAUUCUCAAUGAUCUUUCAUCUGAUUCAUCUCCUUCUGUAUCAGAAAACACCAUUAACUUUAUUAGUAGCAGUUGAUUGAAAAAUGGAACAGAGCUGGUUAACUUCAUUUGUUCUUGUAGAGAACUGUUCUUGGAAUAUCUAAAACUGGCGCUGUUCAGUUGUUGUAGAGGCAGAAGAUAGGUUGCAGCACCACCCAGCAAGAAAAAUCUGACGUCCUGCCAUAGCGAGGCUCAUAUGUUUAUUUGCUUGGUGAUCUAGAGACAGGAUUUAGGUUUUAAUAUUUUUAUCAUUUCUAGUUCAUGAUCUAAGAUGCUAAUAAAUUGCCAAUUAUCAGUAAUUAAAAAGCUUGCCACUUGUCCCCA
This is a messenger RNA of Hevea brasiliensis (rubber tree), 2375 nucleotides long. RefSeq names its product probable leucine-rich repeat receptor-like protein kinase At1g68400. Gene Ontology annotation, molecular function: ATP binding; protein kinase activity; protein binding. The coding region runs from base 121 to 2088 and encodes 655 amino acids. The record is from RefSeq and is a predicted model, not a curated record. Gene Ontology annotation, biological process: protein phosphorylation. The transcript is spliced from 3 exons. Lineage: Eukaryota; Viridiplantae; Streptophyta; Magnoliopsida; Malpighiales; Euphorbiaceae.